Molecule: messenger RNA, 1794 nt
Organism: Lathyrus sativus (Indian pea)
Lineage: Eukaryota; Viridiplantae; Streptophyta; Magnoliopsida; Fabales; Fabaceae
Source: the annotation of a GenBank genome assembly
AUGCAGUCAACUCUCUUUUCCCCAACCUACUCCCCGAUUUUCCCCACUCACGCUUCUUCCCGGCGCGUGGUAAAAGCUUCCGUUUCAGUCGAUUCUCCCUCUCCCCAAUCCACACAGGUCAAGCUCAACAAAUACAGUUCCCGCAUCACCGAGCCAAAAUCCCAAGGCGCAUCGCAAGCUAUUCUCUACGGUGUCGGUCUUUCCGAAGAUGACAUGAAGAAACCUCAAGUCGGAGUUUCCUCCGUUUGGUACGAAGGGAACACCUGUAACAUGCAUCUUCUCCGUCUCUCUGAGGUUGUUAAAGAAGGUGUGGCUGAAGCUGGUAUGAUUCCGUUUAGGUUUAAUACUAUUGGUGUUAGUGAUGCUAUUUCCAUGGGGACUAGAGGGAUGUGUUAUAGUUUGCAGUCUAGGGACCUUAUUGCUGAUAGUAUUGAGACUGUUAUGGCUGCUCAGUGGUAUGAUGGGAAUAUCUCCAUCCCUGGUUGUGACAAAAAUAUGCCAGGUACAAUCAUUGCAAUGGGAAGGCUUAAUCGACCGAGUAUUAUGGUUUAUGGUGGGACUAUAAAGCCUGGUCACUUUAAGGGUGACACAUUCGACAUAGUGUCUGCCUUUCAGAUCUAUGGAGAAUAUGUGAGUGGAUCCAUUAGUGAUGAACACAGACAAGAUGUUAUCCGCAACUCUUGCCCUGGUGCAGGGGCCUGUGGUGGAAUGUAUACAGCCAAUACCAUGGCUUCUGCAAUAGAAGCUAUGGGCAUGUCUCUUCCAUAUAGCUCAUCUACACCUGCCGAGGAUCCACUAAAGUUGGACGAGUGUCGGUUAGCCGGAAAAUAUCUUCUUGAGUUGUUGAGGAUGGACUUGAAGCCCCGGGAUAUCAUCACUCGCAAAUCAUUACGUAAUGCAAUGGUUAUAGUUAUGGCCCUUGGUGGAUCUACCAAUGCUGUGUUGCAUUUAAUUGCUAUUGCCAAGUCUGUUGGCGUUGAUUUGACUCUUGAUGAUUUUCAGAAGGUUAGUGAUGAAGUUCCUUUCAUUGCUGAUCUUAAGCCUAGUGGGAAAUAUGUUAUGGAAGAUGUUCAUAAGAUUGGAGGGACCCCAGCAGUUAUCCGCUACCUUCUUGAGCAAGGCCUUUUAGAUGGUGACUGUUUGACUGUCACUGGGAAGACCCUAGCUGAAAACGCAGAACUUUUCCCUCCUUUGUCCAAAGGGCAGGAAAUAAUAAGGCCAAUUGAAAAUCCCAUCAAGAAGACAGCUCACAUUCAAAUAUUAUAUGGAAACGUUGCACCUCAGGGUUCUGUUGCUAAAAUUACUGGAAAAGAGGGCUUGUACUUCUCUGGUCCCGCACUUGUUUUUGAAGGAGAGGAGGCAAUGAUUUCUGCCAUUUCAGAGGAUCCUUCGAGGUUUAAGGGAAAAGUUGUUGUAAUCAGGGGAGAGGGGCCUAAAGGUGGCCCGGGAAUGCCUGAGAUGUUAACACCAACAAGUGCGAUAAUGGGAGCAGGGCUCGGAAAGGAUGUCGCUUUAUUGACUGACGGAAGAUUUUCAGGAGGUUCACAUGGGUUUGUGGUUGGUCAUAUUUGCCCUGAAGCACAGGAAGGUGGUCCAAUUGGUUUGAUUCAAAAUGGAGACGUCAUCAACAUUGAUGUUCAAAACAAGAGAAUUGAUGUUUUAGUUACAGACGAGGAGUUGCAGGCACGAAGGGGGAAAUGGGUUGCUCCACCAUACAAAGCUAACCAAGGUGUUCUUUACAAGUAUAUUAAAAAUGUGAAACCUGCUUCUAGCGGAUGUGUAACAGACGAGUAG